This is a messenger RNA of Naumovozyma castellii, 3519 nucleotides long. RefSeq lists its product as uncharacterized. The coding region runs from base 1 to 3519 and encodes 1172 amino acids. Lineage: Eukaryota; Fungi; Ascomycota; Saccharomycetes; Saccharomycetales; Saccharomycetaceae. The transcript has a single exon. The record is from RefSeq and is a predicted model, not a curated record.
AUGGGACGUCCAAAAAAGAAAGUCAGCCAGGAAAAGAUCGAACAGUUCCAAAAGGAACUGGAACUGGCGGGAGAUCAAAUCGAUACCUUACUACGCGAUAAGAAGGGUAGAUCCACAGCCUGUCUUCUUUGCAGAAGGAGAAAACAGAAGUGUGAUCAUCAACUACCGAGUUGCACAGCUUGUUUGAAAGCUGCUGUGAAAUGUGUACAACCAUCAAGAUACAAUGAAAAACAUGAAUCCGAUGAUAAUGACGAGGUGGAUAACGAAAAUGAACAACUUACGAAACAACAAGACGAUCAUGUGCAGGCACCCUUGAAUACACACUUAUUGAGCUUCCCCAUUCAGAAACUUUCCGUCUUACCCUUGGCUAAUAAUAACAGCAUAUCCAUGGAGAUCAAAGAACAACAGAAACCAAACAAGAUUACCAAACCAAAGCAAAAUAAAUCCAAAGAUCAAUACACGUCUUUUAUUGAAAAGAAACUGAAAUUUUUGGAAAAACUAAUUGAUCUGCCCGUAGGUGGAACAGCCUUUAAUAAGAGAAUAACUCAAUAUAAGAAAAUUACCCAUCUAUUGGGUGAAAUUGAUGACUUAGAAAAUAUUCCUUUACCGUUAAAUGAUAACAUAAUCAACAAACAAGCAGCAGGUAUGUUGCCACCUCCAAUACUCCAAAAUAAUAAUGGUAUCUCCGCAUCCACAUCGCCUACAACGUCCACAUCGCAAGAUAACAGUAAUGAACAAAUGAAUAACGUCAAACAAUUGAUACCCGCAUUAUCUACAGAUUCACUCGAUUCCGUGGAUUUCUCCAAAUGUAUUUUCGCCAAGUAUAACUUGAAGGAAUUUUUAACUUACGACCCUGCAUUCGAAUUCGAUGAACAGCUAUCAAGAUCUUUCUUGGAUACUUUCUUUACCAGAUUACAAUUCAAAUAUCCAUUACUUGAUGAACAAGAAAUAUACACUUUCCAUGACCACUACACAAACAACAAGAUCCAUUCAUAUUCACAAAUAGAUUUCCAUUUCGCAUCAGGUAGAAUGUGGCUUGUCUUUUCCAUAAGUGCAUGUCUUCACAUGACUACGGGUAAAUACAAAGGUUUACCACCAGUCAGAUAUUUUUCCACUGCCAUUAGACACAUUUCACGUUGUAAAGAACAUUUAAACCACGUACAAAAGAUCGAAUUGCUAACGUUACUCGUAUUGUACAUCCUAAGAACAGAUAGAGACUCAUUGGUCCUGUACGAAAUUAUCAAGGACGUAAUGAACAUUUGUCAAAAUGAUUUGCAUUUGAAUAAUUGGCAUCCACAGGAUCCAUACGCAAAUAAAAAAUUAAGAUUAUUUUGGUGUGUUUAUCUGUUGGAAAGAAUGAUUUGCGUUGCAGUGGGGAAACCUUACACCAUCAAGGAAUCCGAUAUUAAUUUACCCCUAUUCGAUGAACAUUCAUUCAACACAAAAAAUUCUAAGAUACAAGGUGUCCAUUUCAUAAAUCAAUCAUUGAAAUUACGUAGGAUUGAAUCCAAAUUCGUGGAAAUAUUAAAAAUUUUGCCCAAUAAUAAACAGUUCGCAGCAGAAUUGGGGACAAGACAAGAUCAACUCCCCCUAGUGAAAACUUUCUUCCAUGAUUUAGAAUUAUGGAGAGCAUCGUGCUCAAUCAAUGAUGUGAGAAAUUUUGAGAAUGAAACUUUGAAACUUUAUUAUUACAGAUCCGUAAGAUUAUUGAUUCAACCGUAUUUGGAAUUCAUUACUCCCGAGGAUAGGCUAUUCAGGGAAUGUCAAGCUGCAGCGGGGCAAAUUUGUCAAUUGUAUAAGAUAUUCCAUCAAAAGACCGUCCAUGGACAUUCCACUCCAGCGGUACAUACAGUGUUCGUGGCAGGUGUCACUUUAAUUUAUUGUAUGUGGUUAGCUAGAAAUUUGGAUGAUGAAAGAAGAAAAAAAAUGGGCGAUUAUUCUAAACAUACAAGACCUCUCAUUAGUGGUUCUCUAUUCUCCACUAUGGACGAUUUAAGAGCUUGUUCCGUUUGUUUAUACGUGAUGACAGAGAGAUCAAAAUUUGCCAGAAUAUUUAGGGAUACUUUUGAUCAAUUGAUGAACGCAACUGUUGGAAACUUAAUUGAAAGAUGUGGACCAGAUUCUUCUGAACUAAUCUAUAUAUCUUCUGGGAAUUACGAUGUGGAAACUUUUGAAGAUAGUUCGAAAAAUAGUGAGACCAAAAACAUGAUGGAAUUGAAAGGGUUUAGAGGUAGUGGUGUGUCUACUAAAAAUAAUAAAAAUAAGAAUAAUGGUCUUCCACCAGCAACGGCAAGAACUUUUGGUAAAAGGCAAGCUGACGAGCAUGUUGGAUUUGUGGAAAAUUCACAGGUAGAUUUAGAAGAACAAAAGGAAUUCAAAAAGAGACAAGGUAUGUUAGAGAAGACAUCUGUUCCAAGUAGUCUAGCUCAUUUACUUGUGAAAGUAGAAGAUGAAAAAAGGUUAUUGGAUAGACAAGAAAAGGCUACUGCAAUGGCUCAAUCUGGGUCUUACUUAUCGAAUACGAGCCCUGCUUCUAUACCUAUGGCAAAUCAAUUGGAUAUAAAUACAGAGGCAAACAAAGGAUAUGACACAAUGCCAAAAAACGAUUCCAAUCAAUAUAUCAUUAAGAAGCCUGUGAACUCAACAGAAUUUGAUUGGAAGAGUUUUCAACAGCAAGCGUUUUUACAACAGCACUUGGCUCAACAAAACUUACAAGCUUAUUUAUCGUCGUUGCACUAUAAUGACAAGGAUGUAUCUUCAAUUCCCUUGAAUACUCAUAUGAACAAUGGGAUCCAAUCCUUGAACCAGCAACAACAACAACAACAAAUCAACGACCAGCAACGCCAGGAACCUUCUUCCAUUACAGCAGGGCAACAAAAUACCGCAGAUUUCUUGAGCAAGCGAUCCUUGUUAAACUUAAUGAAGGAUUUCUCUUCAACUUUGGAUCCACCACAACCUGUGGUAUCAUCUAAUUCAAAUUCAAGUAAAGACAACAGCAUUUCACCCCAUAUGCAGACCAGAUCCACUACGCCUAGUAAUUCUAACUCGAAUAUGCCUCAAGAUUUGGCAACGACCUUAGCAGGAGAUAUCUUAUUUACCAAUGGUACUAAUGAUAUGAUUAAUAAUAUUUCUACAUGGACAAAUAACGCUCUAGUUGGAGCAACAGGCAUGCUACCUCCACAGAAUUAUGAUAAUCAAGCAAGCACAUACCCACAAAUGCCACCGCAAAAUUCAAUGGACUAUCACCCACCUACUUCUGUGCAACAACAGCAACAACAUAAUUUUAUGCCAUAUCAAGCACCUAUACAAGCAGGGAUACCCACGGGGAAUGUACCAAAUAUGUCCUUCAGAAACGAGGGAAGAGGUCCUAAUCCGGCGGUAAAUAACAUUCAAGCGCAUGCCGAAAUGAUGAGUGUGAAAAAUGGUGCAAAUCCAGCACCGGGCUGGGAUAAUAUUACAUCCAAUACGCCAGCUGAAGAAUUUUGGACAGUCAAUGAUGAUUAUGGCUUCUUAACGUGA